AUGCCUGCCUUUAACGCCAUCAACCUCGAGCCCGAGGAGAAUGUGGACGAUGAGGUCGAUACCACGCGCGAGCUACACCUCGAAGAGGCCCUGAAGCGCUUCCAGGCCGCCCUCCGCCUCCAUGCCCUCGGCCCGCGCCACUAUGCAGAGGCCGAGGACGCCUAUCAAGCCCUGUUCGACUCUGACAUCUUCAAGUAUCCCGAUGCCGCCACCGAGUUCGACCGCGCCGAGCGCCAGUCCGACUCCCAGAACCACCUGCCGCUCGACCCCCUCUUCGCCCAGUCCCUCGAGGCUGCCCAGCCCGACGUCGAUGGCGGCGUGAGCAGCUUGCCCCAGACUCUGUACAUCUCCCACAAGAACCAUGGGCAGUUCCUCCUGGACGGCAUCAGACACGAGGCGAGAUCGGACGGCCAGGCCGUCUUUGCGCGCAACGACGUUCUGCAAAGAGCCGCCAAGGCACUCCACGAUUUCAGCGCCGCCCUGGACUACGACCCCGCCGACGCCGAGCUGUGGAGGAGGGCCGCCCGCGUCGCUGCCUUUCUCGGCAGCACCAGGACGAGUCGCUACUGCCUGGAAGCUGCCAUAGAGCUCGACGACGAUCCCGCCGUCGACGAGGUCGAGCCCCCGUCCCUGGCCGAGGGCUUCGCCGGCGAGGAGUUGAAGGACCAGCUCAAGGUGUUGGACGACCAGGUCGCCAUGUCUCAUCCCAUCAUGGCUCCUUAUACCCAGCGCUCCAUGCCCGACUACCUAAAGAAGUACUCGGACCCCGUCCCAUUCUUGCCCAAUCCCACCAAGACGCUGGCAACGCCAUCCAUGCUCCUUCCUGCGAAGGAUGGUGUGGCGGCACCCGUCUUGCAGGUUCAAGGACCAACCUGGGCCGAACUGGGUAUGGCCCUGGUACAUGCCGUGGCGGUUGAUGGUGUUUCUGCCGGUGCCGUCAUCUUCCAACUUCCAGAGAUUCCCGACACCCCCGAGCCAGUUGAACAGCAGCUGGUCGCGCGACCAAAAUCAGCAGCAUUGGAUGGGGCGGACAAGGCGGGUGCGGCCAAGGACGACGCUGCCAAUGUAUCGCAGGACGAAGCUGUGGCAUCCCCAGCCGAAGCUCCUGCCGACAACGCCAAGACGGAGAGGAGUGGCUCUGUCAUGUCGAGAAAACGCUCCCAGUCUGCUGCCGGCAUCCAGGAUGCCGAGACCGAGGAGGUGGUAGAGAAGCGGAGCAAGCGGACCCGUCGCAGGGAAACUGCUGCAGAGGAGUCUUUGGACACCCAGACUCACUAUGCCGCCCAGCUGGAGCCAUUUCAGGCUGCCGACAAGACCCUGUUCCAGACUACUAGGAAUAUGGCAGAGAACUUGGGCAUCACAGACAAGCGAAUGCUCGACUCCGUUGCCGAAAUGGUGGAGCUCUCCGCUCUCGAGCAUCGUACCGCCAAACUUACCCAGGCACCGAUGAUUGAUCUCCGGGACAGCCUGGUCAAGUUUGACGAGGAGACCGCCCGGGUCCUCUUGACGAAGCCCGAGACGGCGGCCAUCGGCUUCUCUUCGUUCUUGGAGCAUGCGAAGCCCGGGUCGCAGCUAAAGACCGAAACACCCCAGUUUGAUGAGACGAAAAACCUCAAGGCAUUUGCGCAGAGGGUUGCCGACGAGGAAAUGGGCAUCCCAGAUAUUGCCUUCGAAUGGGUUAAGAAUGUGACUCGGUAUUACGCGGGCACGAAGUGGUCAGAUCAGAUGAAGACUGCUGUGGUCCAAGUCAUAAGUCAUUUGGAUGAGGAUAUCUACCAUCGUGUGGAAUAUGAGCUACAACACUGGCAGUCCGCGAGAAACCCUGAAGAAACCCGCCAUUCUUUGGACCGGAUGAUCCAGACACUUUUUGAGCUUCACUUGGAUGUAUACGAAAGGAUCACGAAUCCUAACAGCGCCGUGGACUUCGGCAUCCGGGUUGAAACCAAGGGAAGGUUGGGCCGCUGGUUCUCCCUUGCCUCGCGGAUGAGCAGGGACCGGCCCGCCGAGUCUGACAAGAGUCUCUCUGUCAGAUUUCUUUGGGCUGCCGUCUUCUCCGUGACCCUCACGGAGGGGGUAUCUAGGGAACACGUGCUUCAGUGCUGGCAGAGCCUUCGUGACAACCUAGCCACCGACUUUGUCGGCGUCACCAUAGGUCUGCCUAACAACGCCAUCAUGCCCGAGAUUUCCAUCUUCGCAGCCGACCGGGAGAUCAGCAAGCUCACCACAAUGGACUUCUUCCUUGGCCUAUUCCAAGAUGAUCUAAGCGACCCCGUCGGCGUCAUUGACAGCCUAGAGCCAGUAUUAAACCCCUCUGCCGUGUGUGCCGCUGAACAAGAGCCGCAGACACCUAGCUCCCCAACACCAAGCGCGCAGCUGCGAUCGCCCCCACCAGAUUCGGAUCAGGAGCCACUGCCCAUCACGGAGACGGCGUCCCAAGGCUUGCGCGAUCUGUGGAAGUUUCUGCUUGGGGCCAGCACCGAACUGAGGCUGUUCCUGUGGACACGCCUAGGGGAGGCUUACAAGGCUAUUGAAUACCCUACAAAAGUCUUUUCUUGCUAUCUCAAGGGAAUCGAGAUGGUUGUGGCCGACUUUGAGCGGGAUCCAUACAUUGGUAUGCCCGUAGAGGAGCGACGCCCUUUGUUCUUCAAGAUGCUGAAGUUCAUUGAUGAUCUGUUGGUCAAGUCACUCUCGCUUGCUCUCAAUGAGUCGACUGCGUUCGACAUCAUUGAUGACGAGCAUCUGAAGUCGAGUAUCGCAGCUUUGGUCAGGCUAAGCUGCAUUCUGCACACCUCUCCCAUGUUCGAAGACGAGGUUCGGGUGGGGAUGGGUUCGGCCCCUUCUGGCAACGCAACCUUCUCCUCCUUCUUCAAUAGAUUACGAGAACUACAAGCCAGGAAUUGGUCGCUCUUGUAUACUCUCUUGAAGACAGGUGUACAUCAGAACAAGUCCAUAUUCACCGCCCCUGAGACCGACCUCGCUGAUUAUCUUGCUGCCGUGCACCAAGUCCUGGGCUUGAGGAAAUGCUGCAAGGCGUCCAACAAGAUCUUUCUCAAGAUGAUGCGGGUGGAGCUGCUGAAGCAGAACCUUGUCGACAACUGGGAAGACUACUUGGGUCAGGUGCUGUAUGAUCUCUAUGGCCUCAAAGGGAUCGGGGCCUGGGAGGUCCAAGACCAUGGUUGCGCACCGGAGAAGCUGGAAAGACGCAACACCAUGGCCCUGGUCGAGAAGGUCGCUGUCCUGGCCAACAACAUGCCCAUGAAAGAUCUCCUCAAGUCCGACCUGAAGACCACCAUCGAGACGAUGCAGCAAGCGAUUGGCCAGACCAAGUCCAAUCAGCAGACGAUCCACAACCUCAGGAACUUCACCGAAUACCUCCGGAGGCCCAUUCACCCAUUGAAGCUGUACCAAGCGCUUAAAGGCAACGUCACCAUUGAUGCCGUCGCCGUGACCACGCCAGACAGCAUCUUGGCCCACCAUCAGUGGUUCUUCCUCCUUGGCAUGAUCGCAUUCUGCAAAUUCAAGGGAGUCGACCUGAACCGGAGGCAGACUCCUGGUGCUACUGACGAUCUUCGCAUCGGUGCGACUUUUCUGCGCCAGCAACUUCAAUUCACGCCGGAUCAGUGGGAUGCUUGGUUCCGACUCGCUGAGUGUUUUGAUUAUGAACUCGACGAAUCUGUUCUGUGGUCAGCCGACAAGAUGAAUAAGGAGAGAGCAGAGCUGGUUAAAUACCAACGCAAUGCCAUACACUGUUAUGCUCUUGCCCUCUCCAAUUCGCGAAAUGUGGGUGCAGGCCCUAACUCUGAAGGUGAAGCUUUGGAGGCGAUACACGAGCUCUAUCACAAGUUUGCGAUGCGCAUGUAUGCGUCCAGCCGUGAGCCGUUUGAUAUGGAGCCGUUCAAGCACUCAGAUCAAGAAAGAUUCUUCAUUCAGAACAUGGGCGCCGGCACCUUCAAGAGAAAAAUUCACGAGGAAAUGGAAGAUUAUAAAGUCUGGAAGUAUGCGGCGACACUGUUCAAGAAGGCCAUGACCAUCAAACCUAAGGAGUGGAAGAACUCAUACAUGCUUGCGAAACAAACCCGUCCCACGCUGGAGAAGGUUAUUGCAGCACUUGAGGAUUCCAUCAAGAUCGUCGCCGCACUACCCAAGCCGCGGUCAGGAGAACAGAUUCUGGAACCCCACUACAAGAUUGUGUCUGUAGUGCACAAGCUGGUCACUCGCAAAGACCUAGAGCCCCAGGCGGGGGCGGACAUUCUCCAGCGGCAACCGCUCGCUAUCAGGAAGGGCGCGCCUGUGGAAGUGAAGGAGGUUGCCGAGUGGGAACCCUUCGUGACUGAAACGUUGCAGCACUUGAAGGAAAAGGAUAAGUCCAACUGGCAGCACCGUAUUAUAAUGCGCCAUGCUCGCAUACUCUUUGACGACCAGGCUGAAAACCCUGACCCUAUAGAGGCUCUGGCUGCCUUUACAGUUCUCCAGAAAUCCAUGUUCACAAAGACGAUGGUCAUGAACGUGUGGAAGUGCGAUGCAGAGCGUCCUGGUCGGCAUCAUGUCUACACGGAGCAGUAUAUACGGUUCAUGGUCAAGAUCCUGGUCGUCCUCAAGGACCGUACUAACUUUGAGGCCCUGCUGCGACGCAUUCGCAAGAAGGGAGCCGACUUUUAUCAUUUCAACGACCUCUGGCAAAGCUGCUGCGUGGCCUAUCUUAGGCUGAUACGCGCUCAUUUCAAGAUUGAGCACGUCCUCGAGGAUGGGUUUAAGAACAUUUCCCCCGAGGAGUUUGAGAUCAUUGCGGAGCGUAUUAAUGAGUGGUCUGGCGACGCGACAGCUACCGCCAGCACCUCGGCGUUUGGCGCAUUGAAAGAAGCCAUCGAGCUGAAGAAGCUCAGCUCAGGUGUCAUGAAAGCCGGCGCGAUUGACGAUCUGAUCACGGACUGCUACACUGCCCUGUACCAGGAGAUUGGCACGUCGUUACCCGGUGCUGCACCUUCGACACUCAUCCAAGAGCGAGCAGAUGCAAAGGUUCGUGAUGGAGAGAAGCAAGCCGCGGAAGAGGCAGCAGAGAAGCCCACCAACCCAUUCAGCAGUAUCCUGAAUCCACAGUCGGUGGAAACCUCUGGAACUGAAGCUGGGGGCGCCGCUCCGCCUGCCCAGGAAGGCACGGUGCGCCAACGACGGGCUGGAGUCAGGAGGCCGGACAUUCUACGCAAAGCGGAACAAGCUGUCGCCCGCGCCAUCGAAGGUCCAGCUAAGCCCCCGAGCGGCAAGUCACUCCGUGGCUCUGUUUCCAGCGGCAAGACACGAGGUAGCAACACCCCUGUCGCCGAGGAUGGCAAAGAGGGAGAUGACGUUGAGAUGAAGGAUGAAGCGGAUGAAGGAGAAGAGAGCAGUGCGCCUGGAAGCGUCCAUGACGAUGCAGAUGACGAGAGUGACCUUAGCGAUGUACCAGCGUCGGAGCUGCUGGACGAAGAAGAGGCAGAGCUUAUGUUUCCGGGACUCAGAAGAAGUGUUGAUGAUACCGCGGAAGAUGAGAAUGCAGACGAAGAGAGCGGCGAGGAGGGAGGCGACGAAGAGGAUGGAGAAGAGGAUGAAGCCGAAGAAAAUGAUGAAGACGUUCCGAAUGACGACGAACCAGAAGGGGAGUCCGAAGGAGGCGAAGACGAAGAGAUGGAGGAUGCAGAAGACGGAGAAGGAGAGGAGGAUGGCCUCGAGGACCAGCCCGACGAUGUCGAUGAGGAAGUCGCCUCAGAGGACGAUCCAGAGGAGGUCAUAGCAGAUGCCAUCGAGGCCGCAUUGCCUGGGCAGAGAAGAGCAUCGCCAAGCGGAUAG
Neoarthrinium moseri is the source of this 5823-nucleotide messenger RNA. RefSeq lists its product as uncharacterized. Gene Ontology annotation, cellular component: HIR complex; nucleus. The transcript is spliced from 4 exons. The record is from RefSeq and is a predicted model, not a curated record. Gene Ontology annotation, biological process: chromatin organization. NCBI's taxonomy places the organism in Eukaryota, Fungi, Ascomycota, Sordariomycetes, Amphisphaeriales, Apiosporaceae. Bases 1 to 5823 code for a protein of 1940 amino acids. Gene Ontology annotation, molecular function: nucleosome binding; protein binding.